AGGGCUUCGGACGGGGCGUGGCUCCGCCGGGCGGGGGCUCCAUGGGGCUAGGGCUCGGCCUCCGCCCGGUAGCUCCCUUCAAACUCCAGCCGAAGAAGGCGGCUCCGGAGGGCCGGGCGGGCUCCACCCCUGGGCCGUCCGCGCGCCCGCGCCUCCCAAUUCCCGGAGCGGGGCUGGGGAUCCAGGCGGCGGCUGCCGCUCCCAGCUUGGCAUCUGGGCGCCGGGCCAGGGCGGACGGGGAGCGGCGGCGCGGGGCGGCGGAUCGCGCGGAGGGCGGCGGCCUGGGCCCGCCGAGCCAUGGCGGCCCCGGAGCCGGCGCCGAGGCGGGGCCGGGAGCGGGAGCGGGAGGACGAGAGCGAGGACGAGAGCGACAUCCUGGAGGAGAGCCCGUGCGGCCGUUGGCAGAAGCGGCGGGAGCAGGUGAACCAGGGGAACAUGCCAGGGGUCCAGAGCACCUUCCUGGCCAUGGACACGGAGGAGGGGGUGGAGGUGGUGUGGAAUGAGUUGCACUUCGCCGACAGGAAGGCCUUUGCGGCCCACGAGGAGAAGAUCCAGACCAUGUUUGAGCAGCUGGCCCUGGUGGACCACCCUAACAUUGUCAAGCUGCAUAAGUACUGGCUGGAUGCCUCCGAGGCCCGUGCGCGGGUGAGCCACCGGCAAACCGGGGGCGGGGUGAGGCCAGCAGCGGGCGGGGCAGCCGUUGGCGGAGCCGCGAGCCCUCCCACCCUGCAGGUCAUCUUCAUCACAGAGUACGUGUCGUCGGGCAGCCUCAAACAGUUCCUCAAAAAGACCAAGAAGAACCACAAAGCCAUGAACGCCCGGGCCUGGAAGCGCUGGUGCACGCAGAUCCUGUCCGCGCUCAGCUUUCUGCACGCCUGCAGCCCCCCCAUCAUCCACGGGAACCUGACCAGUGACACCAUCUUCAUACAGCACAACGGCCUCAUCAAGAUCGGCUCUGUGUGGCACCGCAUCUUCUCCAAUGCGCUUCCGGACGACCUCCGAAGCCCCAUCCGCGCCGAGCGGGACGAACUGCGGAACCUGCACUUCUUCCCGCCAGAGUACGGCGAGGUUGCCGAUGGCACUGCUGUGGACAUCUUUUCCUUUGGGAUGUGUGCACUGGAGAUGGCUGUGCUGGAGAUCCAGGCCAACGGGGACACCCGGGUCACAGAGGAGGCCAUUGCUCGGGCCAGGCACUCACUGAGUGACCCCAACAUGCGGGAGUUCAUCCUCUCCUGCCUGGCCCGGGACCCCGCCCGCCGGCCCUCUGCCCACAACCUUCUGUUCCACCGUGUGCUCUUCGAGGUGCACUCGCUGAAACUCCUGGCAGCUCACUGCUUCAUCCAGCACCAGUACCUCAUGCCUGAGAAUGUGGUGGAGGAAAAGACCAAGGCGAUGGACUUGCAGGCGGUCCUGGCGGAGAUCCCCCGGCACCCCCGGCCCCCGCUGCAGUGGCGGUACUCGGAGAUCUCCUGCUUGGAGCUGGACAAAUUCCUGGAGGAUGUCAGGAAUGGGAUCUACCCACUGAUGAACUUUGCUGCUGCUCGGCCCCUGGGGCUGCCCCGUGUGCUGGCCCCACCCCCUGAGGAGGCCCAGAAGGCUAAGACCCCAACGCCAGAACCCUUUGACUCAGAGACCAGAAAGGUGAUCCAGAUGCAGUGUAACCUGGAGAGAAGCGAGGACAAGGCGCGCUGGCAUCUCACUCUGCUUCUGGUGCUGGAGGACCGGCUACACCGACAGCUCACUUAUGAUCUGCUCCCAACCGACAGCGCCCAGGACCUGGCCGCCGAGCUCGUGCACUACGGCUUUGUCCACGAGGACGACCGGACGAAGCUGGCCACCUUCCUGGAGAGCACCUUCCUCAAGUACCGUGGAGCUCAGCUCUGACCACAUCCCAGCCCCUGGGACCAGCCUGCCGGCCCAUGGAGGGAAGCUCAGCAUUGGCCAGGGGUGGGGGGGACCAGGGGCUGCUUUCUGCCUGCAUGCCUGGGGGCUGAUGACCCACCACCUGCUAGUGAGGAACCUCUGCCUCCCACAGCUCUGGAGGAGCCCUGGGGUGGGGGUAGGGGGAGUGGUUAUGCCCCACAUGUCCUUAGGAUCUGAAUUCCCCCACUCAGCCUGCUUCCACAACUCAGCAUCCCUUUCCAUAUCCUCCAUUUCCUGGGCAAGAAUGCCCCCUCCCUACCCAUCAAGCUGUCUGGUCAGUGACUGAGCCCUCGCUAUGCGGGAGGCUGCCCUGCAGGGAGCCACCGUGCUGGGCACGGUGGUCAGUCCAGGACAGACAUCUGCCUGGGGAAAUGCUCCAUUCCCGGUUGGUACCACAGACCCACACAAGAACCCCCACCUCAUGCCAGUGGUGAGGCAUCUGCAGGUGUCAGGCACGGCACUGGGCACUGGGCAGGCCCCUGACCUGGCGGAAGCAGCAGGCGGCAGAGACACACCAAGAAGCUCAAGAUCCCAACUCCAUGUGGCUCUUGCACCCCACCCUCCAUCCAGCGCAGACCCUCCCUGGAGCCCCUCUCUGCUUCUCCAAGACUGGGACCUGCUGUCCCCUCUGCACACAUCCUUCUGGCCCCCACCGCCCCCUCCAAAGAGCUGCGUUCUCUCCUGCAUUCCCCGGGCUGGAGAGGUCGGGUCAGGUGUCCACCCUGCUCCUCACUGUGCCUCCUCUCAGACUCACCCCCUCCUGUGUGUCCCCCUCCCGCCCUUGUCACCUCCCCCUAUGGCAGCCACCUCCCGGGGUCCUGAGGAUCUCAGCUCCCAUCACCCCACCCCGUCCUCAAUUCUCUUGGAUCACCUCCCCUCCAUUUUCAAAUUUAAACACCCUUGAACACUUUAAAUUGCAUGUAUAAAUUUAGUGCCUUCAGGUUUCUUUUUAAGCAUUUCAAAUGUCAAACCAGGAAAGCUCACCACUGUGUUAGUUCUCUGUUGCUGCUAUAAGAAUUUACCACAAACUUAGCGGCCUAAAGCAACACAAACUUCGUAUAGUUCUGUAGGUCAGAAGUCUGGUACAGGUCGUACCAGGAUCAAAUCAAGGUGUCAGCAGGGCUGCAUUCCUUUCUGGAGGUUUUAGGGGAGAGCCCGUGGCCUGCUCCUUCAGGUUGUUGGCCGGCAGGUGUGAGGCAGGGUGCUGGGUGCUGGGCAGGAAGUCGUUUCCUUGCAGUGGUAGGGCUGAGGUCCCCACUUUCUCUCCUGCUGUAAACUGAAGGCCGUUCUCAACUUCUAGAGGCUGCUGCACCCUUGGCUCAUGGCCCCAUCGUCCAUCUUCAAAGCCAGCAACAUUGGGUUGUCUUUCUUAUGAACCACCUGUCUGGCUUUCUGCAGCCAGGAAAGCUUCAUGUGAUUAGGUUGGGGCCACCAGGAUAAUCUCCCCAUCUCAAGGUCCUUAAUCAUAUCUGCAGAAUACGUUUUGCCACAUAGAGUAACAUUCACAGGAUCCAGGGGUUAGGGCAUGGACAUCUUUGCGGGGAGAGGGGGGUCAUAAUUCCACCUACCACACCACUCUAACCAAAAACGAAAACAAAACAAACUUACCAACACAUAUCUAAUAAAUUAAAUGUACAAAUAUAGUGAAUCUCCAGUUAUCUUAAACAUUCCAAUACUCUUUACAAAAGUAUUCAAAUUCCUACACGUUCCAACUUAAAAUUACAAAUCUAAAAUAACUCACACGUCUAGUUGGAAAUCGUGAUGCUAAGAUGUCUUAUUCUGCACCGUCCUAAACAGUUUGAGUGUCAAAUGCAUAACAGAUUGUACCAAUGAUUAAACUGAACUCAAAAUUAUGCAUA
Molecule: messenger RNA, 3782 nt
Organism: Equus caballus (horse)
Lineage: Eukaryota; Metazoa; Chordata; Mammalia; Perissodactyla; Equidae
Gene: NRBP2
Product: nuclear receptor binding protein 2
Biological process (GO): intracellular signal transduction; protein phosphorylation
Cellular component (GO): cytoplasm; endomembrane system
Molecular function (GO): ATP binding; protein serine/threonine kinase activity
Source: RefSeq, a predicted model, not a curated record